Messenger RNA from Haliotis rubra (blacklip abalone), 1132 nucleotides. Its product is annotated as translin-associated protein X-like. The transcript has 4 exons. Bases 278 to 1099 code for a protein of 273 amino acids. NCBI's taxonomy places the organism in Eukaryota, Metazoa, Mollusca, Gastropoda, Lepetellida, Haliotidae. The record is from RefSeq and is a predicted model, not a curated record. Gene Ontology annotation, cellular component: nucleus; cytoplasm. Gene Ontology annotation, molecular function: sequence-specific DNA binding; RNA binding; RNA endonuclease activity.
CGGCAGACCAGUGUCUCUUCGUGUGAAUACCCUAGUUCAGAGAUCUGUGUGGCCACUAAUGUCGGCCUGCUUCAUAUACCAUUAUGUUGGAACCUCGUCACAUCUAUUACGUCCUGUCAUUUUGAUAUUACAGUAUUAAUUUUGUUUCUCACGGUGCAAGCGAGUGCGUUUUCAAGAUUGUAUGACGGAUGAAUAUAUUUUCUAUCAAGCAAAUAUACAUGUUGUGAAAGGGAAGACAUUUCAUCAUGAUGGAUGUUGAGGGACAUACGGAAAACAAAUGCGGAAAAGAAAGAAUACAGAUGUGGAUGAAAACAGUACGGUUAUCAAAGCCUUCCGAGAGUUUCAAGUCCUGCUUGACACGAGGCAUGAUAAAUAUGAACGUUUAGUCAAACUUAGCCGAGAUGUCACCAUCGAAAGCAAGCGGACUAUCUUCAUGCUGCACAGAGUGGCAGGAAAUGAGGAUUCUGAGAGUCUCCUUGCGCAAACACUUGAAAAACUGAACAACAUAAAGCUGAUAAAGAUGAUGAAGAUAUCUGAAGAGUUGGAAGGAGAAGACCCAUAUCAGUUCUUACGGGCUUACUCCCCAGGUCUUCAGGAGUUCAUUGAAGCUGUGACCUUCUAUCACUAUCUGCACAGUGGGUCCCUGGUGACUCUCCAACAGAUUCAAGAUGACCUCACCUUCCCCACUCCUCAUCCAGCAGUGGAAAAUGUAGCAGAUAUAACUGCUCCAAAUGUGAAAAGGGAGGUAACUGUGCAAGUCCUCAUACCACCCCUGGAGUACAUGCUGGGCGUGGCAGACCUGACCGGUGAACUCAUGAGACUGACUAUCAACAGUGUGGGAGCUGGGGACUUACAGCUUCCUUUCAAAGUUUGUGCGUUCAUGCGACGUAUACAUGAUGCAUUUCUGUCCUACGGGAAUGUUUCUCGGGAACUGAAUCGAAAAAUGUCCACGCUCAGACAGAGCUUGCACAAAGUUGAGAAUGCGUGUUACACUAUCCAAGUGCGUGGCUCUGAGAUCCCCAAACACCUGAUCGCUGAUGUCCUCAGUGGGACUUCCGAGUGCAGCAGCAGGUUUCAGGAAGAACCAUGUGAUGAAUAGGGGCCAUUCUGUAAUAAAUCGGUCAAAAACCAA